Molecule: messenger RNA, 4212 nt
Organism: Brugia pahangi
Lineage: Eukaryota; Metazoa; Nematoda; Chromadorea; Rhabditida; Onchocercidae
Source: the annotation of a GenBank genome assembly
AUGUCGAUCACAGAUGUUGUGGAGACAGAUCACCAUGUUGCUGAGAUCGUACCAUCUAUGGAGGACAGCAGUGCGAGAGUCAUUGAAGAUCGGCCGCAGGAGGAGGGAUCGGAUGAAAAACAACAAAGUCAGAGUUGGAUAUCUACAAACAAGCCUACUUUGUUAAGUCAAGGUAUUGCAACAGAAGCAACGUGUUCACUUGAAGCCUCAGAGGAUUAUGCCUUGCACUACCUUACACGAUCUGUUGUAAAGAUGAUGGAUAAUAUUGGUUUUUCAACAUGUCACGAAUCUGUCCUAAACAUCCUAACCGAUGUUUGUAGACGGUACAUGGAGAAACUUUGGAUUGAUUCAAAAUUAUUCGCAGAACACGCUGGUAGACGAUUUCCAAUCUUUGAAGAUGCAAAUAUGGUUUUUGGAAAACUGAUGUUCAGUGCAGCAGAAUUGCACUCAUUCAUGAAGCAGGUCCAAUGUGAUCCUUUUGAAAACAACGUGCCGCUUUUCCCAGUUAGAAAAUCUUCGCUAAACCUGCUCAGUAUGUACGGACCAGUAUCAGAUAAAGAAUUGGCAGAACGACCAGAACAUAUACCUCGUUAUUUUCCUGCUAUGCAUCGAGAAUGGUGUUCCAGUCAUAUGGGAGUUCGGGCAGUCGAAGUUUCAGCAGUGAAAGGUGCAACACGCAGGUCAGCGCAAAAUUGCAGAUCUACAUCCCGGGGAAGGGUGGCAAAAGCGAAGAUCUCUUUCCCUGACUUUAGUGGGUCGACAGCUAGAGAAUUGGGAUUUGUGCGCCCUCAAAAACUGCCAUCCAAAAAAGUGGUUGAAGAACCAAGUGGUAUUUCAAGUAGUGCCAAUAUCGCAGCUUUGCAGAAGUUGGAUAGCUGUUCUAAUAGAACAAAGUUUAGAAACUGGUCGCUUCAUGAACCUACCAGUAGUUCAGAGCAUUGCGAUGAGCAUCAUAUGAAAGCGGAAAGUGUUAAAGAGAAGGAUGUUCCAGAUAAACCUUUCGCACAAAGAUCGAUUGGUAUGUUUGGCAUGCCACCAUCAACCUUGGUACACCCAGAGAGUGUUGUGAAUGAAAAGAUGAAAAAGAAAAAGAAGAGAGAUAGAGAUCGAGAUAAAGACCGAACUAAGGAGAAGAAAGAGGAAAAUCAAAGUACAAGUAGAUCAAUUCCGGUUUCGAUUAAAUCUCAUGUAAAUGAAAAAGCAAGUGCGAGUGCAAAUUGUUCAAUUGACGCUGAAAAUGAUGGUCAAGUUAAAAAAUCAGGGAAUAAACAACCGGAUGUUCCUUUAUCAUUGCAUAAACGACCAAGUUCCUCUGAACAUCGUCAAAUAGAGCGAGAUGAGAUUGAUUUAAAGAAUGUUGCGAAUGAGAAACCUGUUAUAGACCUUCAUUUUUCUGACACUCUUCCCGAAAGUGAUGAAAAAGGCGUAACAGUUUGCGGAAAGGUGGACAAUAAUGAUAAACAUGACCAACCAGUGAACAUAGGAGUAAAUGACGGUCACACUCCUAGUGGUGUUGAUUUCCAAAUGACUGAAGUAUUGAUACCGCAACAGUUCGCAAAUAGAACUGGUAAUGUAGAGGACGAUGAUACUAAUGGCGACAGUAAAGCUAUAGAAAAAGUGAAGGAAGAAGGAUUGAAGGAUGAAGCUAGGAAAAAUGAUAAAAGAGGUACGAGUAAAAAUACGCUAGAUGAAAUUGCUAAAGGGAAAAUAGAGAAGUGUAAAGUUGAAGAGAAAGAUAGUGAAUGGAAAAAAAGUUACGAAAAAGACAACAAUAGAGAACUCCUUAUCUGUGAUUUUCGGGCUGCUUUUUCUAGUUAUUUCUUUUCAGAAGAUCUCAAAGCACUCAAGGUGGUUUUAUCGAGGACAACUGGACAGAAACUAUUCACUGCAUUAUCACCUUCCAGUGACACGGGACGGGUCGCCAAAGAUGCAGAGCAGAAACAUGGCCCAGGAAAAGUUGCAGUUGAUAAAUCACGGAUUGCAGAAAGUAUAUGUGAGAAAAAGAAAAAGCAUAGGAAGGAGAAAGAUCGAGACAAACAUCACAAUAAGGAGCACAAACGCAAAGAUAAAAAGAAGUGCAAAGAACAUAAGAAAGACAGAACGAAAGACAAAGAGAAGAAAUAUAUUAAACUAAGGCCUGAAAGGGUCUGUUUAAAGCGACCUGGCGAACAAAUCCUGCCAGAUGAAAUGUCUGCCCCGAAAAUACCUAAGUUAAAAAUCAGAUUUGGAUCUAAUUCAAGUGGCAUUACUGGUUCGCCAACAAGCAUUGUCUCUGCAACUUCGCCGACACCUCUGACUUCUGCUUUGUCGUCUACCCAACUAUCAGAGAGAAAUAUUCCCUCAUUAGACGAUCGAAACAUUCAAGUUAUGCAUCCUGCAAUCAAGCUAAAAGGUGCAGAGGCUACCAGUCUGUAUACAUCUCUCAAACCUGAUGGAAAUAUUAGGCCUAGAAAACGGCAGCCAGUGACCAAAGCCGAGUUGAAAGCGCUGCCGAAAUUACCGUUGAAAACAAGGACGUGUGGAACUAAAGAGGGAAGUGGAUUCACAGGUGGACAAGGAACAGCAGAAAUAGCCGCUAGUUCAAUUAUUUCUAGAGAAGAUGUUGGGUUUGAACAAAGAAAUUACGUACAACAACCAACCGGUAAGCGUUUGCGUAUAGACGAUGGCUGCUUCGAUACGUAUGGCGCUGGUGCUUUCAGUUCAGCCGAAAAAGUUUGCAAAUCUACGGAGAAAGAAAGAAACAGUGAAAGUUGUAUCCAAGGUAUGACACCGAAAGGUUGGGGACAGUUGCCAUCCGCCACUACUUUCAGUACAUUUUUGAUGGAUGAUCGACGUCAAGAAAAGGAAUCCUUGAAGAAAGAGUUGGAAGAGGUAUUGAAAAAGAAGCCGGACCAAAUGUACCUAGAAGAAAUAUUAAAAAAGAAACCGGAUCAGGUACAUACUGGAGCUGAGCUAGACUCAGCGAAACCAAGAUUGGGAAAGGAAAAGGAUCCUCUUAAGCGUGUAUGCGAUGGUGACUUACUACUUGAGAAAGAAAAGAUGUUUGUCAAAGAUCGUUGUUCGGGGAAGCUGAAGAAUAAAGAGCCGGAGAAAGAGAAGAAAAGUGAGAGACAUUACAAUCUUGAGAAGGUGAAGGAGAAUGGGCGAGAGAAGGGGCAAUGCCAUAUACAAAAAGCUCUUGAAAAGGGAAGAGAACAAGGCAAACGUGACGAGAAAGUUCUGGGAAUGGUAGAUGAUGACAAGAAAGAAGCACAGCAAGAUCGACAGAAAGAGAAGGGGAAUGAUGGGGAGAAAAAGAAAGGCAGUGGUGAAAACGAUAAAGGGAAAGUUAAGAAGAUGGGGAUGGUUGGGGCAAAGUUGGGAGAUGUUUCGUGUCGUUGUAUUAUUACGAAUGAUAAGAAACAUCGGGAGAAACUGGGAAAAGCUUCUGGAUCUGUAGAGCGGUGUAAGCGGAAGAGUAUCGAUAAGGAUGAGGGACGUGGGAAAGGUGAUGAGAAGGACGUGAAGAAAUAUAUGGAGGGAUGGGGGUGCUCGACCGAGACAAAGGAGAGAGGGAAACAUUGCAACGAAAGAACUGUUGUAGAGGAGAGGCUUAAAAGUCGUGAUCAGGAAGUCAAGGAUAAGGAGAAACGAAAAAAGCAUUUGACUAAUCGAGGCAGAGAGUAUAGCAUUGGGAAAAUCAGUAAAGGGAUCGAGAAGGUUUCUUCUGGUGAGAACGACAAUUUUGAUAUUUUGCGUAAUGUGGAAACGAGCAGUUUCAGCAAUGUAAAGACGAAGGAUUCCGGUAAGGAUGAACUUAUGGGUGAUUCAAACGAUUCCGAUCUUCCAUUCGAUCCUGUGCAAAAAACUGAGCGAGUAUUGGCAAAAGAACAGCUGUCAAAGUGGUGCAGUGCUGAUAGUGAUAUCUUUGGGAGUAGGUCGUCGACUGCUGACUCGCUAACGAAAUCUUCGGAUAAGAAAUCAACCACCUUGGACAGUGAUGAUUCUUUGGAUAAUAUGUGGAUUUGUCCAGAGUGUUCCGUGGCAUAUGUUGAAGGUGCAACUGAUAUGGUUGGUUGUGAUGCUUGUGAUAACUGGUUCCACUGGAGUUGUGUGGGUUUAUUAGUGGCACCACCAGAUGAUGCUCCUUGGUAUUGUCAAAACUGCGCGAGAAAAAAGCUUAAAAAAAGAAUCGUGUUGAAGAGCUCCACUUCAAAGAAAAGCAAAAAGUGA